AUGGUGACUACCGCGUACCCCACCCCAAACUCGUCUCCGGAACUCCACCCCAAUCUCAACCCGGCCCCCAAACCACUGUCCAUUGCGAUCCCUCCGCCAUCACCGCCUGCUACCCCGCCAACACUGGCUGCCCCCGCCUCGCCUACGAUAUCCGAAACAGCCACGCAGGAGUUUACAGACGACACGGGUGCGCCGGCGACGCUACCCGAGGUGGGCGGCGGCGGCGAAGAAGGCAAGCUCAAGGUCCUCCUGGGCCUGCUCAAGAAGCUGCCAGCGUGGUGGGCGGCCUGGACCCGCGGGACGCCUUCGACCUUGCUGUCGGUCCCAUCUUGCCCACUGCCCACUGCCCAUCUUCACUGCACCACCUUGCCCCUUAUUUCCGAGACUGGCAGUGGUGCCUUGUGUCUCCCCCUCUCCUCCGAGCUCCCCGAACUGACCUUGUGCAGGCUCGUCGGCGUCAAGGACGUUGCCAACCUCCGUCUCUCCCUCCCAGCUUCGCUUCUCGAGCCAGUUCCCAACCUCGAGUACUGGCAGUAUGCCGACCGCGCGGACAUCUUUGCUGCCAUCGGCGACAGCGACGAUGACCUCGAGCGAAUGAUUGCCGUCCUGCGCUUCCUCUUCUCCAAGGACCUCAAGUUUGUGCGCUCGCGUCUUGGCAAGCCGUACAACUCUGCUCUUGGCGAGCACUUCCGCUGCUCGUGGCGUGUCCCGCCACUCAUCCUGGACAAGCAGAGUGGUGUGCCCAUCGUCCGCACCCACGUGCACGUGCCGCUGCCCAACGAGCCCCCCUACGGCGGCCAGGGCGGUUCGGGCUGGGCGACGCCGGUGCUCCGGCCCGAGGACGGCGGCAAGAGCAAGGACGGCAGCGAGUCGAGCUCGAUCCGGUCCACGACGUCGUCCAAGUUUGACAAGAGCUCGAUCAAGGCUGCGGCCAUGGCCGACAAGAAGCGCGGUCUCGCGACGCCUUCGCAGGCGAGCUUUGACAUGAGCGCCCUCCGUCAGGCGAUCCCGGGUCCCGGCGACGAGGUGCUCCCGCGAGAGCCUGACGCGGGCGUCAAGGACAGCGAAAAGGUGACGGUGGUCUUCCUCUGCGAGCAGACCAGCCACCACCCGCCCGUUUCGGCCGCCUACUACCACUGCCCCGAGCGCGGUAUUGAGGCGGUCGGUAUCGACCAGAUUGUCGCCAAGGUGUCCUUCCCUUCCAUCCGCCUGGGCCCCGGUCCCCAGAACAAGGGCAUCUUUGUGCGCAUCACGCGCGACGGUCCCGGCAAGGGCGAAGAGUACCAGAUCACCCACCCUGCCGCACAGGUGAACGGCAUCCUCAAGGGCUCGUACUAUGGCACCAUGUCCGAGAGCAUUUCGGUGACGGUGCGCGGCACCGACGACGCCAAGACGCGCCUGCGCUGUCUCAUCGAGUACAAGGACGAGUCGUGGCUCGGCAAGCCGCGCUUCCUCAUCGAGGGCGUCAUCUACCGCUACAACGUGGGCAACGCCGACGAGGCGGCCCUGGCGGAGAGCUGGACAAAAUGCAAGCAGGUGCCCGCGGACAAGGUCGUGGCCCAGCUGGAGGGUAACUGGAUGCGCCAGAUCCGCUACCGCUACAAGGGCGACAAGGAGUGGAAGAUCCUCCUGGACCUGGACGAGCUCGCGCUCAUCCCCAAGAUUGUGCGCCCGCUCGACGAGCAGGAGGAGCAGGAGAGCCGGCGGUUGUGGGACCCCGUGACGCAGAACCUCGUGUCCAAGAACUGGGGCGAGGCGACGCGCCAGAAGCAGAUCAUCGAGCAGCGACAGCGCGAUAUUGCCACCAAGCUCAAGGCGACGGGUGAACUGCACGAGCCGCGCUUCUUCGAAAAGGAAUACACGGACGGCCGGCCGGUGCUCACGGCCGCGGGGCUCGAGGUGGUGCAGGCGGAGAUUGCCCGUGUGCAGGGCUUGUAA
Apiotrichum porosum is the source of this 1938-nucleotide messenger RNA. RefSeq lists its product as uncharacterized. Gene Ontology annotation, biological process: piecemeal microautophagy of the nucleus; maintenance of cell polarity; endocytosis. The record is from RefSeq and is a predicted model, not a curated record. The transcript has 8 exons. The coding region runs from base 1 to 1938 and encodes 645 amino acids. Lineage: Eukaryota; Fungi; Basidiomycota; Tremellomycetes; Trichosporonales; Trichosporonaceae. Gene Ontology annotation, cellular component: intracellular membrane-bounded organelle; cytosol; membrane. Gene Ontology annotation, molecular function: sterol binding.